AGCUCAAAGCAGUUAUCUUCAACUGAACUCUCCGUCGUCCUGCGAAAACAAGAGGUCAAAGCAGUUAUGCCGGGCAGAGUCUGAAGGCUUCAAUUUCGUGACUUGAACAAAGCCAUGCUGCUGCUCUGUUCUCCUCUUCGUGCAAAGCUCUCUUUUUCUGAGACUACUCUUUUUACUUGCCAAGCUCGAGGAGUAUUUUCCACCCAGAAAAUGUUCAGAGUGCAGUGCCAGGUUGGUAGCUACCUGCAAGCUCAUCGAGAAGAGAACAGAAAUGUCUUGUGUUCAGAGGAGAACUUGAGGAGGAGAAAUCUUCUACUUGUUCUAGUUACUUCAAGCAUACCUCUGGCUUUUCCAUCUUAUGGAAAGACAAAAGGUAAAAACCCAUAUGAUGAAAAACGUUUGUUAGAGCAAAACAGGCGCAUACAAAAAGAAAAUAAUGCACCUGAAGACUUCCCAAAUUUUGUCAGAGAAGGAUUUACUGUAAAAGUUGUGGCAUCAGAGAAUUAUGUAAAGCGUGACUCAGGUCUUGUAGUGUGGGAUAUUGCUGUUGGUAAAGGUGAUUCUCCAAAGGCUGGUCAGCAGGUGACGUUUCACUAUGUCGGUUAUAAUGAGUCAGGCCGUCGCAUUGACAGUUCCUAUGUACAGGGUACUCCGGCAAAAAUCCGAAUGGGUACUAAUGCAUUAGUUCCAGGUUUUGAGGAAGGAAUCCGGGACAUGAAACCAGGUGGAAAAAGGAGAAUUGUAAUUCCCCCAGAACUAGGACCGCCAGUAGGACCUUCCACCUUUUUCAGCUCAAAACAAUUUGAGGUUUUUGAUGUGGAACUGGUUAGCAUUCAAGAUUGCACAAGGAGGACAAUUGGUUUUUACUCCGAUUUUGUUUGUAAUUGAAUGAUGAAGCUUUUCCUUCAAAUGUCGGUGGUAUGUUUCCUUUGGACAUUGCACAACCGAUAAGAAAAAGAGGUUCCUGACACCGUGGGUAUAAAAGGUGGCAUGUGGGCAAACAUUAGACAGCACGAUAGGGUGCUUAAGACCUGUUCGUAUGCCAUACCGGACCCAUUUUUCAAGGUUUAGCUUUAGCUUGUCCCUAGCUACCCCUGUCAGCUUAUAGUAGCCUAUAUUCCUUGUUUUACCAUGUGUGUAGACAUAACCAAUUCAUGCAUCCACCUAUAUAAUGGACACACCUGAACAAACACACACGUAUACAUCCGCAUCCACCUCCAUCCCGACGCUCACAUUAUGUGCUUUAUGACCCAAUAAGCAUAGUGCAAUUAACCUUGUUGCUUGAUUAGCCACUGAACUACAUUGAGCAGGUGCUUUCUCAGUCCUUUUUUUGAUUUCUUUUGCUUCGUUCUUUUUGGGACUUGGAAUUUGGAAAUGUGAAAGUGAGGUUGCCAAGCUCCGGCUGCAGGCAUUCAGCUACACACAUUUCCUGGGAGCAUGAUGGACUUUGAAGUUGAAUGAUUUAGUUACCUGUAUCAUCCUCCAUGCAAUACUCUCCAUAUAUUGAAAUGGCCCCAGGACAUGGCUGCUGCUUCUUCAUCC
Messenger RNA from Coffea eugenioides, 1542 nucleotides. RefSeq names its product peptidyl-prolyl cis-trans isomerase FKBP20-2, chloroplastic. Lineage: Eukaryota; Viridiplantae; Streptophyta; Magnoliopsida; Gentianales; Rubiaceae. The coding region runs from base 115 to 888 and encodes 257 amino acids. The transcript is spliced from 7 exons. The record is from RefSeq and is a predicted model, not a curated record. Gene Ontology annotation, molecular function: peptidyl-prolyl cis-trans isomerase activity.